This is a messenger RNA of Cryptococcus wingfieldii CBS 7118, 567 nucleotides long. RefSeq names its product protein SYM1. Lineage: Eukaryota; Fungi; Basidiomycota; Tremellomycetes; Tremellales; Cryptococcaceae. The transcript has 6 exons. The record is from RefSeq and is a predicted model, not a curated record. The coding region runs from base 1 to 567 and encodes 188 amino acids. Gene Ontology annotation, cellular component: cytoplasm; membrane; mitochondrion.
AUGGCUGCCUUGUUCGGACGAUACUCUGCAUUCUUGGCCAGGAGGCCUGUCGUUGGCAACAUGGCUUCUUCGGCGGUCCUCUUCGCUACUGGUGACGUUAUCGCCCAGCAAUUGAUUGAGAAAAAGGGAAAGGACCAUGACCUCACUCGUACUGGCCGGAUUGUGGUGUGGGGUGGUCUGUGCUUUGCUCCCGUGGUCCACGUGUGGUUCAAGACACUCGCAAGGUUGCCUAUCCAGUCAAAGGUUGCCGGUACCGCGGCGCGUGUGGCUUUGGAUCAGUUCGCGUUUGCGCCUUUCGCCUUGACCAGUUUCUUCACUGCCAUGACCUUGAUGGAAGGUAAGAACCUUGAGGCUGCCAAGCUCAAGUGGAACGAGUCUUUCGUGGAUACCUUGAAGGCGAACUGGAUGCUUUUCAUCCCCUUCCAGGCUAUCAACAUGCUCAUUCCCCUUCAAUACCGACUCCUGGCUGUCAACGCUGUCAACAUCCCAUGGAACACCUUCCUUUCAAUCCAAAACGCGAAGGGCAAGGUUGAGGAAGAGAAGGUGGAGACUCUCAAGCAGGAAUAA